Raphanus sativus (radish) is the source of this 4746-nucleotide messenger RNA. RefSeq lists its product as uncharacterized. Gene Ontology annotation, biological process: DNA repair; telomere maintenance. The record is from RefSeq and is a predicted model, not a curated record. NCBI's taxonomy places the organism in Eukaryota, Viridiplantae, Streptophyta, Magnoliopsida, Brassicales, Brassicaceae. Gene Ontology annotation, molecular function: DNA helicase activity.
AUGAAGAAGCGAAAAUCAGUUCAUCAAAAUGAAGAUCCAACUAAUACCAAUAUCACUCCAGAGACCACAAAGGAUAAGAAAAGAUGCAGCAAUGCAAAGAAUUUUUGUUCUAAUACCAUGAACAAUCCAGACAUUCCAUUGCGAUCAGUAUACUGCAGACUCUUUCAGGGUAUUGAAAACGGGAUUGUUCAAUCAAGUACAAAUUCUUUGCAUGAGCGAAUUAGCAUGCUCUCACCCCAGACACCUACUAAUAUACGCAGAUUGCAACUUGGAUUUGAUACACUUACUGACAAAAUCUCAGACUCGCCAAUACCGAGCAGCUGUUUGACUGGGUAUAAAUCUCAAGCCCUGCAGCCACAGAUGCCUAUGUCAGUUGGUCUAUCAUUUGAGCAGAUAAAACAAAAUAACAAAGCCCGACAUUCAGCUUCAGUGCAACUUUCACCUAUUUCAUCUCAGCAAGAUCGUUUCAGAUCUCCAAAGACGUUAGUCCAGAAAAAGAGGAAGGAGAACCAAAAUCGGAAGUUGCCUGAUAAGAGACAGAGGAAGAGGACAUCAGAUAUUUUGAAAGACAUUACAAAUAUUGACUUUUCUUUGGCUACAGAAGAUCAAGAAUCACCAGCUUCAACAGUUUUUCCUGAUACUGAUUUUGGAGCAAUUAUAGAUGACACUGCUGAACUAGAAUUCGACUGUAGUUCUGUAGAUACAACUGAUUCAGAGAACGAAUCUGAUGUUGAUCUUAAUACAGAAAAGUCUAAAGCAGCUACAAAAGGAGACAACAAAGAUGAAUAUACUGAUGAAGGUGAUCCAAUAUACACAUGUACACACUGUGGUGCAAUAAUGUGGUAUGGGGAACGUUUGAACAAACGCAGGAAUGCUAAGAUUCCUACGUUUUCACUGUGCUGUAUGCAAGGCCAAGUGCAAUUGCCUAAAUUGAAAGAACCACCAACUGUCCUAAAAAAUUUGAUGGAAGGUGAAGAUGCAGAGAGCAGGCAUUUUCAGAAGAAUAUGAGAGCCUAUAACAUGAUUUUUUCUUUUACUUCACUUGGGGGAAAAGUAGAGAGAUCUCUUAAAAAGGGAAAAGGACCACCUAUGUUGGUAUUACAAGGGGAAAAUUAUCAUCUAAUGGGCAGUUUAGCUCCCAAAAACGACAGCCAAGCUAAGUUUGGACAGCUAUACAUAGCUGACACAGAAAAUGAAGUUGAGAACAGAGCAAAGUGUCUGAGCUCUGGUAAAAAUGGAUUCCAGCCCAAUAAGAAGGAUACUCUGAGGAAAGACAUUAUCGAGAAAUUGAUGAAGAUGUUGGAUGAAGUUAAUCCAUAUGCCAAACAGUUCAGAACUGCAAGAGAUCGAUUUCAUAUUGCACCAGAAGAUUCUUUUCAUAUGAGGAUUGUAAGUGAGAGAUCUAAGGACGGGAGGACAUAUGAUACUCCCACAGCCUCAGAAGUUGCUGCUCUCAUUCCAGGAGAUUUCAAUCUUGAUAUGGAUAAAAGAGAUAUCGUUCUACAGCAGAAAACAGGAGCCCUAAAGAGAAUAAGCGAGAUACAUGCUUCUUAUCUUGCUCUUCAAUAUCCUCUAUUAUUUACUCAUGGAGAAGAUGGAUUCAGACUUGGUAUUAAAAAAGGUGUGACAAAAGCUACAAAGAAACAGAAGAAGCCUGAUAUCAGUAUGCGUCAGUUCUUUGCUUAUCGCCUACAUGAGCGUAAGAACGAGUCUCAUUCUCUGUUGCAUUCGAGAAGACUAUUUCAGCAGUUCUUGGUUGAUGCCUACACUACUAUAGAGUCCAACCGCCUACGCUAUCUGAGAUUUAAUCAACCUACUUUGCGGUCUGAUACUUAUGACUCUAUCAAACAGUCUGAGAAUGCAGGAAAGGUCGAUAUGAGUGAUCAAGGAGAGGAGUUUGUGUUACCAGCUUCGUUCACAGGGAGUCCUAGAUAUAUGAAGAAUCUUUACUUGGAUGCUAUGACAGUAUGUAAGCAUUUUGGAUUUCCAGAUCUUUUCAUCACUUUCACUUGUAAUCCCAAAUGGCCUGAGAUCACAAGAUAUGCAGCGAUGUACACCGUUGAGUUCCAGAAACGUGGUCUACCACACGCACACAUUCUCCUAUUCAUGGAUCCUUCGCACAAGUUUCCUACAACCGAUCACAUUGACAAUAUCAUUUCGGCAGAGAUUCCUGAUAAACUCCAAGAACCUGAACUUUAUGAAGUUAUUAAGGAUAUGAUGAUUCAUGGUCCGUGUGGAUUUCCGGUUUAUAGAAGGCGCGAACAGUCUGAGAACUUUGUCCUAAAGAAUGGUUACAAAUGUGACAAUCGGUGGGUUAUUCCAUAUAACAAGAGACUGUCUCUACGUUUCCGAGCUCAUAUUAACGUGGAGUGGUGCAACCAAGCUGGAUCUAUCAAGUACUUAUUCAAGUACAUAAAUAAGGGACAAGAUCGUGUGACUAUAGCUGUGGAACCGCCAGAUCACAUUGUUGCUAAUGAGUUGGGCAAUGAAGACAUAACAGUGGAGAACAUUGAAAAGAAAAGAAACGAGCUGAAGGACUUUUUUGAUUGCAGGUAUCUGAAAAAAGUGAUCAGUCGUAAGCUCAUUGAAAACACAAUGUUCUUGGCAUGGUUUGAGUUGAACAAAAUCGAUGAGUUUGCAAGAACACUAACCUAUGCCGAGAUUCCUAUCUACUAUAUCUUUGACAAGAAGACAAAGAAGUGGAAGAGGCGGAAAAGAGGUUUCUGUUUAGGAAGAAUAAAUUAUGCUCCUCGGAAACAGGAAGCAGCAUAUUUCUUGCGCAUACUGUUGAACAUUGUCAGAGGGCCUACAAGUUAUGAUGACAUUAAGACCUUUGAGGGAGUUCUCUAUCCUGAAUACAAAGAUGCAUGCUUUGCUCGUGGGUUAUUAGAUGAUGAUCAGGAGUACAUUGAUGAUAUUGUAAGGAGAAGCUACGACUGCUCUGCAAGUGAUCUACGACAGAUUUUUGUUAUCAUGCUUAUGAGUAACACUCUUUCUCUGCCAGAGGUUGUAUGGGAAAACACUUGGCAGUAUUUGUCGGAAGUAAUUGAGCAUAACAGAAGGAAAUAUUUGAAUAGACCAGGAUUGGUGUUGAGCGACGAUGACAAAAAGAAGUAUGCAUUACUAGAGAUUGAGAAGCUGUUGAGACGUAACGGCACAUCUCUACCAAGAUUAACUUCAAAGCCAAAGCUGCCAAAGACAAGCACUCAAGAUUUUAAUGUCUUGGUAGUUGAUGAGCGCAGCUAUGAUCAAGGUACACUAAAAGAGACUCUUGAUAGAGAUAUUCCGAAAAUGACAGAUGAGCAAAAGGAAAUUUAUGAUAAGAUCCUUGCUGCUGUUGAUCAAGGAAAUGGUGGAAUGUUUUUUGUUUAUGGAUUUGGUGGGACUGGAAAAACUUUUAUCUGGAAGUUACUUUCUGCAGCGAUUAGAUCUCGAGGGGAUAUUGUUCUAAACGUCGCAUCAAGUGGCAUUGCUUCGUUGUUACUACCAGGAGGUCGGACUGCUCAUUCAAGAUUUGGUAUCCCCUUAAAUCCAGACGAGUUUUCAUCAUGUACUAUGCAGCCUGGAACUGAUCAAGGUAAUUUAGUCAAAGAAUCAUCACUCAUUAUAUGGGACGAAGCUCCAAUGAUGGGCAGACAUUGUUUUGAAGCUUUGGAUAGGAGUUUAUCUGCUAUAAUUGGGAAGCAUGCGAACCAGCCCUUUGGUGGAAAGGUUAUUGUCUUUGGGGGUGACUUCAGGCAGGUUCUUCCGGUUAUAAAUGGAGCUGGUAGGACUGAGAUCGUUUUGGCUUCUCUCAAUAAGUCCUAUCUUUGGGACCACUGCAAAGUUCUGAAGCUCACCAAGAACAUGCGUUUAUUAUCGGAUGGUUUGUCACCAGAAGAGGCUGUGGAUCUUAGGGAUUUUUCUGAUUGGAUAUUAAAAGUUGGGGAUGGUAAACUUGCAGAGCCUAAUGAUGGUGAAGCCGUGAUCGAUAUUCCAUCAGAAUUUCUUAUAACAGACUCCGAAAAUCCUAUAGAAGCAAUCAGUACAGCCAUUUAUGGGGAUACUUCUUCUCUACAUGAAAGAAAAGAGGCCAAGUUUUUUCAAGAGAGAGCUAUCCUAUGUCCGACUAAUGAAGAUGUCAAUAUGAUUAAUGACUACAUGCUGGAUAGGCUUGAUGGUGAGGAGAAGAUUUACUUAAGUGCCGAUAGUAUAGACCCAAGAGAUAAGGGUUCGGUCAACAAUGAAGCAUUGGGACCUGAUUUUCUUAACACUAUUAAGGUGUCUGGUUUACCUAAUCAUUGUCUUAGACUGAAGGUUGGUUGUCCUGUAAUGGUUUUGAGAAACUGCGAGCCUUCAGCUGGGUUAAUGAACGGCACGAGACUACAGAUCACUCAACUAAUGGACUUUAUGGUUCAAGCUAGGAUUAUAACUGGAGAAAAUGUUGGACAUUUGGUAGAUAUUCCAAGAUUAUUGAUUACACCAUCAGAUACUCGACUGCCUUUUAAGAUGCGCAGAAGGCAAUUGCCUUUGGCAGUGGCAUUUGCUAUUACAAUAAACAAAAGCCAAGGUCAAUCCCUAUCCGAAGUUGGUUUAUUUCUUCCAAGACCUGUGUUUUCACACGGACAACUCUACGUGGCUGUGUCUAGGGUGACUUCUAAAAAAGGUUUGAAAAUUCUGGCUGUUGACAAAGAUGGUAAACCUCAAAAAAAAACUACAAAUGUUGUGUUCAAAGAGGUUUUUGCAAACCUGGAAGAGUGUGUUUGA